AUGGAAAAUACAAAUAAUUUAGCAACAAUAGGGAAAAUUACCAUCUUUAUUGCUUUCGUGCUCAAGUAUGGUCUUGUUUCCGGCCUCUUUGCUUUCUUAAUUGCAGAGUAGAUCUUUCACUUGAUCUUGAGGAUACUAUUUGGAUUGAGAAAGAUUCCUGAUGGAUUGCCCGUCACGUUUUAGAAAGCAAAGAUUUAAGUGGUGUACACUGUUUUUACUUAAGGAAAGUUAAAAGAUACUGAAAGCGUACGGCAAUAAAUACUAAAACAUUCGCAGGAUAUCCCUGAGCUUCGAUACCACACAGUUAGCUUCUUGAACUACUUCUACUACAAGCAGUUUCCCGAGCAAGAAUUCUAGAGGCAGCUUGAUAGGAGUAUCGUUCAUAUCUAAGAUGACUUUCAGUCAGAGCAAGAUCUGAUUGAUUUCAUAAGGUUGCGGGGAGCUUCAAGUUUCCGGUGUGAUGAGCUCCAAUACAGAAUCCUCAUAAAGAAGGACUACAAUUCAACUUAAUCAGCAGUCGUAUUUGUCUUUUGUCAUGGGUUGAGUGAUGGAAUAGGAUUUCUGAAUCUUUUCUCAGCACUCUAGGAACAGUUUGAUCCAUCGAAUACUCCGCUGGUAAGAGAGAGAUCAAUGUCCGAGCAAGUUUGGAGAUAUCUAAAGGUCCUUGCAGCACCCUAUUAUUUCUCUAUGUCUAACGCAAGAUUUACUUAGUCGGCUUCUUUGUUUUAAAAGUCAGAAACCACUUAGCCUGAGUUAGCUUUGUCGAAAGACAUAAUGGUAGAUGAUCUUAAAUUGAAAAUAUGUCGAAGACUAAAGUGCUCUAUUAAUGAUCUUCUUUUGGCUGCAAUGGCUCUGGCACUUAAGUAGCACCAAGAUGAAAGAGGAUUGGUCUAGGACUUCAAAGUGUUGGAAUUAUUUCUGGUGGUUAAUUAGAGAGAAGCAGUAAAGAAGAGGUCGGACGUUAAACUUGGAAACUAGAUAAAGUCGACAAAUUUAGAUAUUUAAUUAGAUGCAUUAUAUAGUUUGAAAGACGAAGCUUCUGUCGAAUAGCAGAUCAAAGUCUUAUUAGAACAAAUAUAGAGUAAGGUUUUAAAGAUAAAAAGCGAUGACGACUUAUAUGCUGCAUCAGUUGGUAUGACGAUGUCGGAUUAUUUGACUCCCGCUUCGUCGUUUGAUAAAACUUUGACUAGAGCGUUCAACAGCCGAUUUUUCGGUUGGACCAACACUAAUGGCCACGCUAAACCUCUCAUGAUUGGAGAUGCUUUGUCAGAAAAGAUGGGCUUUUUGAUUUUAGGAUAUCCAGAUCAAAGCUUCUAGAUUACCAUUUUAUCUCACAACGGCUAUUUGAAAUCAUACCUCUAUAGUAGGUUCAAUAACUUUGAUCCUUAAGAUAUAAUGUAAAAUUUCGAUAAGAUUAUUGAGACUCUAAUUAGAGAGAAAUGA
This is a messenger RNA of Stylonychia lemnae, 1443 nucleotides long. NCBI's taxonomy places the organism in Eukaryota, Ciliophora, Spirotrichea, Sporadotrichida, Oxytrichidae. The record is from the annotation of a GenBank genome assembly.